UUGGGAACCGCUGUCCCGGACUGGCCGACCUCUGCUCUCCGGCUCUCUGCCUCCGACUCCGCCUCUCUCAGCACCAAACACACGAGCGACCGACUCCCCAGCCUGCCUGCCGCCACCCCGAAGCCCCUUCCAGCUCCAGCCUGCAUGCCUACUCCCCAAACCGGACUCCAUACUUGUGUCCCAGCGCGAGCCCGUUACUCUCACGCCAAAUGUCCUCCUAGUUGUGCCGGAAGAACCAAAAGACAACUUGAGAAGUACAAUAGGGCUGUAUCGGAUAAGUUUUUCCUCUUUGCCCCCAGUUUUCGGGGCAGGACAGCACGGGCGGGCCGGUGGGGGGACAGCAGACCGUAGGAUGUGGAUCUGGUACCUUCUGCUUGGUUCGGGGUCAGGCUCAAGAAUUGUUGAGAGCCAGCUGCUCCCAGGGAAUAACUUCACCACCGAGUGCAACAUCCCUGGAAAUUUUAUGUGCGGAGAUGGGAAGUGUGUCCCAGGUGGGUGGCAGUGCGACGGAUUGCCUGACUGCUUUGACAAGAGCGACGAGAAAGGCUGUCCUAAGGUCAAGUCAAAGUGCGCCCCUACAUUCUUCGCCUGUGCUAAUGGUGUCCACUGCAUCAUCGGACGCUUCCGCUGCAACGGCUUCAGUGACUGUCCCGACGGGAGUGACGAGGAGAACUGCACAGGCAACCCACUGGUGUGCUCAGAGGCUCGCUUCAAGUGUCGAAACGGCCACUGCGUAGACCGCAGCUUCCUGUGUAACGGCCAGGACAACUGUCAGGACAACAGCGACGAGGAGCUCUGCCUAACUACAGCAGAGGCUCCGGGGCAGGACUUUGUGACACUGGACUAUCGUCUGCGCUACUACCCCAGCAUCACCUAUGCUGUCAUCGGCAGCGCCAUUAUCUUUGUCCUGGUGGUGGCGUUGCUGGCCUUGGUGCUCCAUCACCAGAGGAAGCGGAGCGUCCUGCUGCCCAGAGGCGUACGAGGGAGCUCGCACCACCACCACCAGCCCCUGCUGCUGUCCCGUCUGGUCAUUUUGGACCGGGGCCACAUCCAUCAGGGAGGUCCAGGUCUGUCCCCCGGCUCGCCCACCACAGCGGGCCAUUACAGCUCAACCCCUCAGGCGCUGCAGCUGCUGUCCGGGACCCUUUAUCCCUCCGGACUCUCCAUGGACUCACCUCCAUCAUACUCACAAGCUGUUCUGGAUGUCAGCCGGCCUCCCUGGUUUGAUCUCCCUCCUCCCCCGUACCUCUCAGAUGGGGAGCUUCCAUCAGAGGGUGAGCUGCCUCAGUACGAUGGCCCACAAGACCCUUCGAGUCAUCCUACGGCGCAGCCCCCUGCACCCUCCACACCCAGAACUGUGGCCUCGGGCACGCAGCCCAGCUCAAGCUCCAGAGAGGAGUCGGACCAGCUGUAGCCUCUGCCUUAGUAGUUAGAACUCAGAGACUGCAGGGCUGAAGGGCCAGGCUGCAGGGCCACGUGAGGCCAGGAGAGUCCACAGCAAAGACAAGGACUAAGGCUGUAGACUCGGUGUCCUAAAGUUGCUGCCUACACACCGGCCUGCUGAGGCACUGGACUGAGACGAGCUCAUCCUGCUAGACUGAUCUUGUGUGCUGGCUCCCCCUGCUGGGGUCUUCGCUGCACUACAGCUUAAUCAGUUAUUCAUCCAUUGGUUCAGUUGUGCUCCCCUUGAAAAAAUACUGUGUACGAUACCUAACAGCGACCACGACCUGCAUCUCCAAAGGAGCAGGAGUUAAACUGCCAUCCAUAAACAUAUCAUUCAUGAUAACAGCAACAUCUGGCACCUGAAAUGGUCACUGUGUUAUAGUAUAAUCAUGACACAGUGGUGUUAUUCUCUUUGGUGUCACACACUUACUUACAUUUCACAUCUACAGUGUUUUCCACAGAGGAGUUUAUAAUAGAUUUUUAUUAUUGUGUUAAAUUUGUAAAAUACCUGAAUGCUAGAUAAAAUCUGUACUACGGAAAAUGACUUCUACAUAUGAUGACUUACUGUGCUUAGGUAACUUUUUGCUAGCAGUGACAUGUUGAUGCCUUAUUCUACUGAAGGUGGUACACUUUUAAGAGUAAUUGAAAAUGAAGAUGAUACAGUAGUGUUGUGUAAUUUUUAACAGCUUAACAGAAACAUAUUCAGUUGUGAAAUACAGAAUAAGCUCAAUCAGAGGUAUUCAAAUCUGUUUUUUUUUUUGUUUUUUUUAGUGUUUUUUAGUGUGACAGAAACAUUUUGUAACUUCUGUAGUGGUACUUAAAGCUGAACCCAUACUAGCGAAAUGUUUCUGCUGCGUUGUUGAGAACAAUUUACUUUCUAGACGAGCAGUGGAGGUCUAAAAAUAUGAA
This is a messenger RNA of Epinephelus fuscoguttatus (brown-marbled grouper), 2352 nucleotides long. RefSeq names its product low density lipoprotein receptor class A domain containing 3 (gene ldlrad3). Bases 353 to 1414 code for a protein of 353 amino acids. Gene Ontology annotation, molecular function: protein binding. The transcript is spliced from 6 exons. Gene Ontology annotation, biological process: receptor-mediated endocytosis. The record is from RefSeq and is a predicted model, not a curated record. Gene Ontology annotation, cellular component: plasma membrane. Lineage: Eukaryota; Metazoa; Chordata; Actinopteri; Perciformes; Serranidae.